Molecule: messenger RNA, 408 nt
Organism: Adineta ricciae
Lineage: Eukaryota; Metazoa; Rotifera; Eurotatoria; Adinetida; Adinetidae
Source: the annotation of a GenBank genome assembly
AUGGAUACCGGAACAGCAGCUAAUAAACAAGAAAAAGAACGAUUGCAUGCAAUUCCGAAAGGUAAACCAAAAAGUGGUCGUACUUGGAAAUUGAACAAAGGAAGAUAUUCUGCCAUAUCUCGGCCAAAGUCUCUCAAACUUUCCUAUGAAGAACGUAUGAAGAUGAGAGCUGAUUUAAAUGAAACUCGCAAUCGUGAGAAACAGAUGUGGAACGAAGUGAACGAAAAACGCGAUAAACUUAAACAACGUCAAAAAGAAAACAAGGAGCGUCGUCUAGUCAACGAACGUAAAGGUGAAGUUGUCCAAGUGAUUAAAAAUCCAACUAAAAUAAAACGCAUGAAAAAGAAACAAUUGCGUUCGAUUGAAAAACGCGAUCUUGAUAAACUUAAAGCUAAAAAAUCUGCUUAA